UAAGCGUGUAGCUUCUACCAGAUGCAUCGAUGCACGGAAACUACAAGUGAAAAACGCAAUCGAUAUAUCAAGAAUUUUGAGCAUCUGUCGAAGGCACUACAAAUCUCAAAAGCAGUGCAGACUCGCUAUCAAUUGAUACCGCAAUCAGCACUGAACAAAGUUGUGGUGGCUGGCAUUAGAGACACGAAACUCAUGAGUGCUACAUCAGAUGGCUUCGUCAUACGUGUUAACAACCCAAGCAUGAAAUCCCCUUACAAUCGAAUCUGCAUCGAUCCAAAUGGAGUACCCAGCAAAUUUAACACGCACAUCCCCGUGUCGGAAACGGUUGUACAAGCGGCUGCAAAGAUUCAAAAAGGCGUACAGGUCGCUGGAAAGGCGCUGUUCGUUGUAUCAAUCCUUGCCUCCGGAUAUCGAGUCAUUAACACAAUUCAGGACGAGCUCGAUAUCGACAGCCAAAUCGAAGCGUACGAGAAAAUCGUCUCUUGUCUCAAAGAGGAUCUAGAAAAUUGCAACGAGGAAGAAAGGACUGAAAAGAAGAAAGCGCUAGACUUUGCGAUGAGUCUUUUGGAAGAUGCCCGUGAUUGCAAAAGAAAUCCCGGCAAGAAGACGAUACUCACAAGUUUGUGCAUAGGCGGAGAAUGGGGUGGAGCGGCGGCGUUGGGUUACGCGGGGGCUCAAGGAGGCGCAGCGAUUGGGGCUUUUGGUGGCCCACUGUUGGGACUCGCAGGUGCUGUCACUGGUGGCGUUCUUGGUGGGGUAGCUGGUACAGAAUUGGGGGCAUCUGCCAUCGAGAACUUUCGUUGUGACGAAGACGGCAUUGCGAGCGAAGCAAAAGGCUCUCUGAUGUCGUUCGGGGAAAAUUCAAGGGUGGCGGCAGUCAACGCUAGUUUUUUUGCAGGCAAGGGCUUAGAAGUCGGCGCAAGUGCGGGCAUUUUUCAGAAGAAGGGAGAUGACGGAUCUCUUGACGUAGGGAAAAUUGGUGCCGAUUUCGGCAUCUCGAAUAAAGGUCUGGAUGCAAGGGUUGAAAUCAAACCAUACUGGUGUGAGGUGGAAGAAGACAAGUACAAGUACGCAACAGGUCUCAAUCUAGACACUGGCUUUCAGUGGUCAAAAGACCGUGCAGAAUUGUCAGUAUUCGGUUUCGGACUCAGUAAGGGAACAGAGGGUUUAUCUAUAAAAUUGCCAGUUUUCAAUUUCACAUGGAAAUAUUAG
This is a messenger RNA of Cylicocyclus nassatus, 1212 nucleotides long. NCBI's taxonomy places the organism in Eukaryota, Metazoa, Nematoda, Chromadorea, Rhabditida, Strongylidae. The record is from the annotation of a GenBank genome assembly.